AUGCCUUUGACCCCGGAGGCUGUGGCGGAGAUCAGUCGCCUGGUGGAGGAGAGCAGUCGGAAGGGGGACUUUCUGGUUCGCAAUGUCCAGCAGAUCUUUGCCGUGCUCAAACGACACUCCCUGCUUCAGCGGAUGCGAAUCCCACCCAAGGCUGUGGGAGUGCACCCAGCCAAUCGUGAUGGGUCAUGUCUUGUAGUUCAAGACGUACAUGAGUUGUUGGACAAUAUCUCCGCUGUCGGCUUCGAACCGACUCGGACGAAUCCCAUUGCCAUUGAAGCUUCCAGCGAGGCUGUGCAGGUCUUCAACAAGCAGCUGGUUGAGUCUGCAGGCGGUCAGCUCGGCCGGCUUGAACUUGGAGAGCUGAAAGUGCUCUCCCUCAGCAGUUCACACACGAAUUUUGCACUUCGGUUGGUUGCUGAUGGAGCACCCCACAAAUCGGAGGUAAUCUCGGUUCAGGGCAGUCUCUCCCUAGAGCUAGUGCAGAAGCGGGACCCGGUGCUCGCUGAGUAUGUACUCCAAGGCCUGGAGUGGACGGUCAUCGCAGCUGAAGUGGGCCAGAAGUGGCAUUGUGGCGGUGCGGAUGCAUUCUUUCUCGCCGAGACUGAGAUGUUUCUUCGCAGUCACGGCCAGAGCAAGGGCAUGGGACCUUCCUUCUGGGAGAAUGUGUCGGCCGACUUGAAAAAAGGCGACCAAGUGACCUUCUUCAGGCAUGCUUCGGUGAAACUUGCACUGAGCAGCAAUCUGGUGACUGCCACAUCUGUCAAGAAGGCAUUGGCCAAAGAUGCCCUUCCCAAGGCCAUCAAAGCCGACGAGGUAAUGUCCAAGGUUCGCAGCAUGCUCACCGGAGCCGGUGUGCAGUUGAUGAGCGACACUCGGCUAGUGAAUCUCUUGGGGGUCACGGAUUGCACGAUGGCGAAGCUCGUCUUGGGCCUGAGCCCUGAGGACGACAAGAAGUACAAGGCUGUGGAAGCAGUGGCCCAUGAUUGCAUCACGGUGGCGAAUGGCCUGCUUGGGACAGCUCUGCAGUCGCCUUGGGCGGGAAAGACUCCGGAGCUGAAUCCAGACGGCAGCCUCAAGAAUCCGCUUGAGCUCCUCAGUGCUGAGGGCUUCAUCGUUGGUGCCUGCAUCAAGAAGAAGGGCGAGAAGUUCGAAGGCCAAAUCGGCGUCAUGGACGACAGCAAUGUCACCGUCAAAGAUCUGAAGUCCGGUGGAGUCUUGAAGGUGCCGGCGAGAGAUUUGCUGAAUUCGGGAUGGACGGUUUUCAAGCCGAAAGCGGAGCCCGAGUCCAUUGCUACUUUGCAGUCCAUGGGGCCCAAGAAGAACAACGAUUUCUUGGCCGGCUUGGUGAUCGCUGAGAUUCAUCAGGCAAUGCAUGAGUUGGAGAUUGGCACGGGGACUGCUCUGCAUAUCCUGAAGGUGAAGCAGGCUGACGACGAGGAGCAUGCCCCGAAAGCCAAGAAAGCCAAAACCACCAAGAAGUGA
This is a messenger RNA of Symbiodinium sp. CCMP2592, 1482 nucleotides long. The record is from the annotation of a GenBank genome assembly. Lineage: Eukaryota; Dinophyceae; Suessiales; Symbiodiniaceae.